UGAGUAUUUAAUUAGUCAACAACACGCCCCAAAUAUAUAAACACAAUCAGACACUUAUUGGUUUAAUUAAAAGAAAAGUGUCAAACAUGAGCGCAAAAUAUUUCAUUCCUCUGACGGUGCUUCUCACGUUUGCAAGUGCAGCUAAUGGCUUGAAUUGUUACGUUUGCUCCGGCUCGCCAACAAGUGACUGCGCGAAGGGGGUGGAAAGCUCGAUGGGGUUGCGAGACUGUCACACGCCCAGAAUACCGUUUUACGUGUUGGAGAAUGACCUGGACGAGGAUGGUGGACGUUUGCAGUCCGUCUGUUUGAAAUUUACGUUGACAAAUUAUGAUCCGAAUUUGGUGGUGAGGAAUUGUGGAAUAUUCCGCCAAGGGGUUGAUCCGUGCAACUUUUUGAAGAGGAAGCUGCGCCUCAAAAGUUGUACAUCCUGCAGCGAGGAUAAGUGCAAUUUACGUAACGAGGAGGAAAUCAUCUCCGUGUUUCAUACAAGAACAAGAUAACUUAUUAACAGUGACCUUUGCUUGAUUAAAAUUAUUAUAAAAAUAAACAUUUUGCCAUU
This is a messenger RNA of Photinus pyralis (common eastern firefly), 559 nucleotides long. RefSeq lists its product as uncharacterized. The transcript has 3 exons. Bases 87 to 500 code for a protein of 137 amino acids. Lineage: Eukaryota; Metazoa; Arthropoda; Insecta; Coleoptera; Lampyridae. Gene Ontology annotation, biological process: regulation of synaptic transmission, cholinergic; sleep; positive regulation of voltage-gated potassium channel activity. The record is from RefSeq and is a predicted model, not a curated record.